AUGUCUAUUCCGAAUAGUACACUUCUCUACACAAAUCAUAUCAAAUUUACAUUGACUGCAGCUGAUCGUUCAACUACUCCAAACGCAGUAAAUGCUAGCGCAUCCUUAUCAACGAUGGAUGGCAUUCCUAAUUCCACUAUUACAACAACUAACACGAUUAUCAACGCACUACGGCCUGUGCAACCAACAGUUCAAGCAAAAGAUGCACCAUCCAAAAGGCAAUCUGAUUCGGGUUCGGGUUUAUCAGCAGGUGCAAUUACUGGCAUUGUCAUUGGUAUUGUUAUCCUACUUUGUUGCUGUUGUGCAGGAGGCAGUGCAGCUGUAACCGGAACUUGGUAUUUUGUAUCAGACUAA
Molecule: messenger RNA, 354 nt
Organism: Rotaria sp. Silwood2
Lineage: Eukaryota; Metazoa; Rotifera; Eurotatoria; Philodinida; Philodinidae
Source: the annotation of a GenBank genome assembly